Messenger RNA from Alternaria novae-zelandiae, 495 nucleotides. RefSeq lists its product as uncharacterized. The record is from RefSeq and is a predicted model, not a curated record. The transcript is spliced from 4 exons. Lineage: Eukaryota; Fungi; Ascomycota; Dothideomycetes; Pleosporales; Pleosporaceae. The coding region runs from base 1 to 495 and encodes 164 amino acids.
AUGCCACCCUGCUUCUACUUCCAAUAUCCAUUAAACUCUGACUCUGAACGCCUGAAGACUUACACCAACACCUCCCUCGUCAUGCUCGCGUGGCUCACCCUCCUCAUAGGUCUGUCCGUCAGCCUCCUGUUUGGCGUGACCACUGCAACAUCUGCCCAGUUCUUGAGCCCUGAGCAGCAGUACAACCGCACCGCGCAUGGCCUGCCAGCCGCUGUGUUCACCAAUUCAGUCCAGAUCACCCUUGCACGUUAUUCGUACGCGGAUUACUACUGGGAUCUGUACCUCGGCCCCUACGGUAUCAAGUUAAAGAUAGGUCUCCCUGAGUGGAACGGCAACGACGACUGCAACUGGGAGACGAAGGGCCACGGUGAUGUUGGUCAACUCAUAUGUGGCGACUGGCUGAUCUACGACUGCGAGCGAGAUGCGAGUUGGGACGAUGGAGCAAUCAACUGCCACGGCUGGUCGGUCCAUCGGGGAUACGCCUGCAACUUCUAG